Arachis stenosperma is the source of this 1440-nucleotide messenger RNA. RefSeq lists its product as uncharacterized. NCBI's taxonomy places the organism in Eukaryota, Viridiplantae, Streptophyta, Magnoliopsida, Fabales, Fabaceae. The record is from RefSeq and is a predicted model, not a curated record. The transcript is spliced from 2 exons. Gene Ontology annotation, molecular function: zinc ion binding. The coding region runs from base 1 to 1440 and encodes 479 amino acids.
AUGGUUAGAGUUUAUGCAUCCGUCAGCAUCAAGGUGCUUCUGAAUGCGACGGCGGCACACUUUGGGUUCAGGCCGACUUAUAGGAGGGUUUGGUUGGCAAAGCAGAAGGCCGUCGCCCACAUCUAUGGUGAUAGGGAUGACUCGUAUAACGAGCUGCCGCGGUGGGUGUUAGGAAUACAGUUGACGAUGCCAGGUAGUGUUGCAGUCCUUAGAACGAGUCCUGUCCGACUUAGGGACCAGGUUGAUGGCUCGCAAGCCUAUUUUCACCGGCUUUUCUGGACGUUUCCACCAUGUAUUGAGGCAUUCCGGCAUUGCAAGCUGUUGGUGAGUAUUGACGGCACCCACUUGUAUGGUAAGUAUGGGGGUAUGUUGCUCGUCGCGAUUGCACAGGACGGAAACGCCAACAUCCUGCCUGUUGCAUUUGCACUCGUGGAGGGUGAGAAUGCGGAGUCUUGGUCGUUCUUUCUUUCCCAUCUCCGACAGCACGUGACCCCGCAACCGGAUCUCCUGGUUAUAUCAGAUAGGCACAACGGGAUCAAGGCUGCGCUUGAGGCUCCCGACGAAGGAUGGCUACCUCCUGCUGCAUACCAUGCAUUCUGUAUUCGACAUGUGGCAGCAAAUUUCGCCCUGACAUUCAAGGGCAAGGACACAAGGAGGCUUCUUGUGAAUGCAGCUUAUGUGAAGACUAAGGUAGAAUUUGAUUACUGGUUUGAUAUUCUGCGGUCUGAAGACCUUGCCAUGUGUGAGUGGGCGAACAGAAUUGAGUAUUCAUUGUGGACUCAGCAUCGGAACGAGGGUAGGAGAUUUGGACACAUGACGACAAAUAUCUCCGAGUGUGUUAAUUCAAUCUUAAAGGGGGUCAGGAAUCUUCCGGUGUGUUCGCUGGUGAAGGCUACUUAUGGAAAGUUGGCAGAGCUAUUCAUUCAGGCCAAUCUGAAGACGGCGAGGUGUUUCACGGUGACUUUGUACAACAGAGAUAACUCGAAGUUCACCGUCUCAGAAACCACUCCUACUGGUUCGUUCUCACUUGGUAGCUACAAAGUGUCACUCGGGACUCAGACAUGUGACUGCAGAUAUUUUCAGGCACUUCAUUACCCGUGUCCUCAUGCCUUGGCAUGCUGUGCCUAUUCACAGCUUACUUGGCAGCCGUAUGUCUACCAAGUGUAUCAUCUUAGCUCGGUGUUCAGUGUGUACCGGAUGGGGUUCACACCUCCCAUUCCCGAGGGAUUUUGGCCACCAUACGAUGGGCCGACAGUGAUACCAGACCCCACCAAAAGGCAUCCAAGUGAGGGACGUCCUAGGUCCACCAGGAUCCGGACUACUAUGGACGAGGCUAAUUCGAACAGGCCGAAGAGAUGCGGUCUUUGUAGGCAACCAGGACACACACGCCGGAGUUGUCCACAAGGCGGAGGAGCAAGGCACACUGGGGGAGAUGAGUAG